This is a messenger RNA of Gekko japonicus, 3648 nucleotides long. It is a transcript of the gene CILP, whose product is annotated as cartilage intermediate layer protein. Gene Ontology annotation, molecular function: carbohydrate binding. The record is from RefSeq and is a predicted model, not a curated record. The transcript has 8 exons. NCBI's taxonomy places the organism in Eukaryota, Metazoa, Chordata, Lepidosauria, Squamata, Gekkonidae. The coding region runs from base 51 to 3581 and encodes 1176 amino acids.
UUGACCAGCCCCCGGCUGUUGAGGAAGCGAUUCUUCCCCUGCGGGAAAGGAUGGUUGCCACUAAAAGAGGGCUUCUUUCGUUCUUCAUCCUUCUGGGAGCGCCUUCCAUUUGGGGCGAACGUAUUUUGAAGCAAUCGGUCAGCAGGAUCCGGCCCGGACAGACACCCUUCAGCCUGACGAUCAAACACGGCCCAGACAGUCAGGGUAUAUGGACAGCGUGGUUCAAUAUCGACCACCCGGGUGGCAACGGGGACUACGAGCGCUUGGAUGCCAUCCGGUUCUACUACCGCGACAGGGUGUGCCCCAGGCCCUUCCGUGUCGAAGCUCGCACGAUGGACUGGGUCCCCGCGGGCAGCACGGGCCAGGUGGUCCACUCCAGCGCACAGGAGGGGUUCUGGUGCCUGAACAGGGAGCAGCCUUCCGUGGAAACCUGCUUGAAUUACGCCAUUCGCUUCUUGUGCCCCGCAGGGUCUUUACCGCAAGAUUCCAAAGUGCUGUGGUCAUCGUGGUCAAAGUGGAGCGAGUGUUCUGCCAAAUGCGACCAAGCCGGGGUCCAGAUUCGGACCAGGAACUGCCUGGUGGAAAGCCUCCAAGACUCACGCUGCCAAGAAGUGAGCGAGGAAGGCCGGCGCUGCAUUGGACCCCCUUGCACAGUUUGCAACAUGACUUGCUCCAUGGGACGCGUGAACGCCGAGUGCGACACCUGCAUGUGUGAGGAUCAUCUACUCUACGGGAAAGUCUCCCUUCCGGAUGGAGCUCCGGCCGCCGGCGUGGCUGUCUACCUUCAAGCCAAGGCGCCAAAGCUAUUAACGGUGUCUGACGGCGACGGGACGUUCCGGGUCCCUGGAGUGUGUCUCGAUGGCCAAACAGUUCUGCAGGUCAAGAAGCCGAAGUACAAGACGGCUUUGGUUACUGUGCCCCAGAGCAUUCAAGGUUCCACCUCUGUCCACGUCCGGUUGAAAAAAGCUGACAAACCCUACAUAACCAAGCAGCCGGAGAACAAAGCCCGAAGAGAGGGACAGGGUGUCUCUUUCUGCUGCGAAGCGGCUGGAGAUCCAGCCCCGGAACAAUAUCUUUGGUUCCACAACGAUACUUUACUGGACCCUUCGCUCUACAAAUACAAAGGCAACCUGGUGUUAAAGAACUUGAAAAUGGACCAGGCAGGCCAGUAUUUCUGCAAGACAAGCAACGACGCAGGAUCCGUGAAGUCACAAGGGGCCACUCUCUUGUUAAUAGCGAAGGACGACACCCCCUGCAACCCCACGCCCGACAGCUAUCUCAUCCGACUGCCACAUGACUGCUUCCAAAACGCAACUGGCUUCUACUACAACGUUGGCAGGUGCGCGUCAGACACCUGCGUGGGAACGUUGGACAACAGUCUCCGGUGCAAGGACACCACUGCACAUUGCUGCGGGGUCUCCAAGAUGGAGACGCAAGAAAUCAUGUGUGCUGGAUACACGCUUCCCAUCAAAGUGGCCACUGAGUGUGGGUGUCAAAAGUGUGUCAAAACCAAAGCCACUGUUCGAGGGAGAGCCGUAGCGUUCGAUACCGGGGAGCCCAUGAGGUUUGGCCAUGUCUACCUGGGGAACAAUCGGAUCAGCAUGACCGGCUACAAGGGAACCUUCUCCAUUCAAGUGCCCACUGGCACAGAUCGUCUGGUUCUCACAUUUGUCGACCGCCUGCAGAAGUUUGUGAACACCACAAAAGUGUUGCCUUUCAACAAAAACGGCGGGGCUGUCUUCCAUGAGAUCAAAAUGUUAAGGAAAAGCCCACCCGUGACUCUGGAAUCAACGAAGACCAGCAUGAUCUCUUUGGGAGAGAUGGAAGGAGAUGAUCCAAUAGCCACGCUGGAAAUUCCUCCCGAUACGUUUUAUAGACAAAAUGGAGAACUUUACGUGGGGAAAGUGAAAGCCAGUGUCACCUUCCUGGAUCCAAGGAAUGUCUCCACUGCGGCCGCAGCACAAAGCGACCUGAAUUUCGUGGAUGACGAAGGCGACAUGCUCCCACUGCGGACGUACGGCAUGUUUUCUAUGGAUUUCACCGAUGAAUCAACCACUGAGGCACUCAACGCAGGGAAUGUAAGAGUCCAUCUUGAUUCUGCUCAGGUGAAGAUGCCGGAACAUCAGAAAGGGAUGAAGCUUUGGUCUCUAAACCCACAUACGGGUCUAUGGGAGGAGGAAGGAGAAUUCCAUCUCGACCAAAGGAGGCGCAGCAAGCGAGAGGAGAGAACGUUCCUGGUGGGCAACAUGGAGAUAAGAGAGAGGAGGCUUUUCAAUCUCGACGUCCCGGAGAACAGGCGGUGCUACAUCAAGAUACGGACUUACAGAAGCGAGAGAUACCUGCCCAGCGAACAAGUUACGGGGGCUGUGGUUUCUGUUAUCAACUUGGAACCAACACCGGGAUACGCUACCAAUCCUAGGGCCUGGGGCCGUUUCGACAGCGCCGUCACCAGCUCCAACGGAGCUUGCGUGCCAGCAUUCUGCGACGACCAGAACCCAGACGCCUACAGCGCUUACGUCAUGGCGAGCCUUGGGGGAGAAGAACUUGAAGCCGUCCCCUCAUCUCCCAGGUUUAACCCUCUUGCCAUUGGAGUCCCACAACCGUACCUCAACAAGCUGAAGUACAGGCGGACGGAUCACCUCGAUCGUAACGUAAAGAAAACCGCUUUCAGGAUCAGCGUGGCCAAACCGACUCCCAACGUUGCCGAAGAGAGCAACGGCCCCAUCUACCCUUACGAGAAGGCGAGAGAAUGUGAAGUAGCUCCAUACUUCGCCGCUCACUUCCGGUUCUACCGAGUCGAGGGAGACAGGUAUGACUACAACACCGUUCCUUUCAACGAGGAUGACCCUUUGAGUUGGACGGAAGACUACUUAGCCUGGUGGCCGAAGCCGAUGGAGUUUAGAGCAUGUUACGUGAAGGUGAAAAUAAACGGACCCGUUGAGGUGAAUGUGAGGUCUCGCAACAUGGGUGGUACACAUCCACGCACCGUCGGCCAACUGUACGGCAUCAGAGACGUGCGCAGCAUCCGGGACAUGGAUCGUCCCAAUCUUUCAACAGCAUGCUUGGAGUUCAAGUGCAGCGGCAUGCUGUACGACCAAGAACGUGUGGACAGGACACUGGUGAAAAUUAUCCCACAAGGUAACUGCUACAGAGAGAGCGUCAACAGCAUGCUGCACGAGUAUCUGGUAAAUCAUCUCCCAGUGGCUGUGAAUAAUGACUCCAGCCAGUAUACUAUGCUGGCUCCUCUAGACCCUCUUGGCCACAACUAUGGGAUCUACACCGUUACUGACCAUGAUCCUAGGACAGCCAAGGAAAUAGCUCUGGGCCGAUGUUUUGAUGGAACGUCUGACGGUUCUUCCAGAAUUAUGAAGGGCAACGUGGGCAUAGCAUUGACUUUUAGCUGUCAGGAAAGAGAUGCCCAGCAACAAAGCGUAUUCCAGUCACUGCGAAACCUACCCAGCCAGUAUUCAGCAAGUCCUCUUAGAGAAAGAAUCGCCGUAAAGAGGCCGAGCAGGAACCGGGUGGUUCAGAUCCAGGGGAAAGGCGUUCCUUCCGUUAGAAUUCCACAAAGAGUCCAAUGAGAUUGUGUACACCAAGUCCUUAGUCUAUGGGAAAGCCAACAUAAGAACAUAAGAAGGGCCCUGCUGG